Messenger RNA from Aedes aegypti (yellow fever mosquito), 1252 nucleotides. Its product is annotated as beta-1,3-glucan-binding protein. Gene Ontology annotation, molecular function: hydrolase activity, hydrolyzing O-glycosyl compounds. Lineage: Eukaryota; Metazoa; Arthropoda; Insecta; Diptera; Culicidae. The coding region runs from base 42 to 1202 and encodes 386 amino acids. The record is from RefSeq and is a predicted model, not a curated record. The transcript is spliced from 2 exons. Gene Ontology annotation, biological process: carbohydrate metabolic process.
UCCGAUUAGUGCUCUUCGUUGUGGAGCAAAAGUUGUUCAAAAUGAAAUUUGUUUUAAUAAUCGGCUGCCUUUUGGCAGUGGCACUAGCCGAGGAAAGUGCCCCGAAGUGUGUAGCGUCGCCUACAACAGCUAGCGGCAGUCAAGCGCGCGCUGGCCCGUACUGUUCGGGAGAUCUGAUCUUCGAAGAUAACUUUAACUUUUUGGACUUCGAGAAGUGGGAACAUGAAAAUACUCUCGCUGGUGGUGGUAACUGGGAAUUCCAAUGGUAUACCAACAACCGAGCGAAUUCUUACUGCGAAAAUGGUAUCUUCUAUAUCCGUCCUACAUUGGUUGCUGACGAUACUGGUGAAGGUUUCUUGAGCAGUGGAACUUUGAACCUCCAUGGAGGUCAACCGGCUGAUCAGUGCACUGGUCCAUUCUUCUGGGGUUGUGAACGUGCUGGCAAUCCCAGCAAUAUCAUAAAUCCAAUCAAAAGCGCUCGAGUACGAACUGUGGAUUCGUUCAACUUCAAGUAUGGUCGUAUGGAAGUCAGAGCUAAGGUACCAACUGGUGAUUGGCUUUGGCCAGCUCUUUGGCUGUUGCCGAAACGACAGGUCUAUGGAUCGUGGCCUGCCUCUGGUGAAAUCGAUUUGAUGGAAUCACGUGGUAACAUUGACUACCGUAAUGGAGGAGUACACAUUGGUGUUGAACAGGUUGGUUCAACUUUGCACUUUGGACCUAAUCCGGAUCAAAAUGGUUGGGCUACUACUGUUGCAUACAGAAAUUCCGCUGCCGGCCAAGGUUUCAACAACGGCUUCCAUUUGUACCAACUCGAGUGGACCCCAGAUCAUAUUACAUUUAGCGUAGAUAACCAGGUGCUUCGACGCAAUGAUGCUGGUUCUGGAUUCUGGGCUAAGGGUGGUUUUGUUACUACUUCACCGGCUUCCGAGAACCCAUGGAUGCAUGCUACUACAAUGGCUCCGUUUGAUCAAGAAUUCUACAUCAUCAUGAAUUUGGCCAUCGGAGGAACCAACGGUUACUUCCCCGAUGUUCCGCCAGCAACCAAUGGCGCUCGUGGUAAGCCCUGGGCAAACACUUCACCAACUGCGGCACGUGAUUUCUGGAAUGGCAGGAAUUAUUGGCUCCCGACCUGGCGCAUGGCGGAAAAUAGAGGAAAGGAAUCAUCGUUCCAGGUAGACUACGUGCGAGUAUGGGCUUUGUAGUUUGAAGGAAUAAAAGUAAACACUACGUUUUGCAUAACAUAUUUGCAUUA